AUGGCGGGACAAGGUGAUGUUUCACCAAAGGAUGUUUCAGCUGGAGAGCAUGAGCAGCGCAGAAACUUGCCUAGUAGAGGCCGAGGCCUUGCAUGGCAUCCUUGGGGUCAAGGCGUGAGCCGACGUGGCGAAGAAGAACUUAUGGAGUCACUUUUUGCAGAGGAAAGUGCAGAGGGAAGUCAAGAACACGGAAAUCGGCUGGGGUCCAAUUUGCAGUAUUGGCUCAAUGGGGAGCAGGAUCUGUGGGAGGGACGCAAACUGCCCUCGUAUGCUGCGAAACAGGUUGAGACUUUAUUCAAACGGAUGAUGGAGGCUAUAACGGCCUGCCGAAAACUGCUGCAAGUGCUGCCGGCAGGCCAAGGUCUGCGCCUGGCACAUUCAGUGAUGCGAUUGCUAGCGCUAAACUUGGGCGCUAUUUCAGUAAUCCCAAAAGAUUUCGAGCCUUUUCGAUCGUCCCUCAGUGACACACUUGCGGUGCUAGGGUCAUGCGCGCUUCGGCACUCUGAGGAGGUCCGGGAAGUUCAAAGCCUGUUCUGGGAAGUCCAUUCUCUGAUUGAUUUGAUUAAAGCGCUCAAAAUUCCUCGGCAGACUCCCCCCAAAACUUCGCCUCUUGCACGCAUGAAGAGGAUGAGGUCUCUGAUUCGGACUGCCGGCAUGACAGUAAAGGUUUGCUCGCUUGUCUUAGCGGGACUCUCCAGAAUGUGCGAAAACCCCUCUGGUUGUAUGCCAGAGCAUGUCUUCAACCAACAGCUAGGCGUUCUCAAGGUAGUUUUCGACAUUCACUCUCGUUAUAUUGCCAUGGACACGUAUCACAGAUACCACCUCCGCAACUGUCAGAACAGGAUGGGCGCAGAGCUGCUUCUUGGGCCCCAACACCAAGAACUCGCCGAUCAGUCUCUACCAUCGUUAAAACAAGUGCUAUGGGACAUCGCUGACUCCGUUAGGAAAGCAGGUGGUCUGCUCCACCUUCCACUAACGCAGUCGGCCGCCCAACGUACGCUUGCCGGUACUGCGUUGGGUUCACAAAUUUCUGCAACCCUCAAUGGGCAGCCAAGAGGAACAAUUACUCAAGGGCAUGGGAACAGAAAAACCCCGGUGGAAUACCAGCCUUCCCGUGUUAGUGGAGGCCCAGCACCCUCCCAGGAGAUGCAGGGAGCCCCUCGGUUAACAUCUCCAGCAUCUCCUCAGUCUGUAGCCUGGCAGCUUGAAACACUGCCAGUACAGGGUUCUUACCCAGCGUUUCUUCCCCAUUCGUAUUAUGCCAUUAACCAUCAACCUCACAAGCACCGGUCACCCGCUUUUGCUUCAGCGGUACUUGGCUCUUCAGUGAUCUGGGUGCGCACUCCAGCAGAUGGUAGCAAGGGCACGCCUCCACAGAUUCAAUGGGACACACCGAAUUUACGCGGAACGGUGGCUCCAAGCCGACCUUAUACGUUUGAAGGCGCCAAAGCCUAUGCAACCCCUGCGCGUUACUUUGGUUAUGGUGAUAUUAGUCUGUGGCAUUCCCAGCAGUCGGGAAACGCUGCAGUGGGAGGACCGUUGGGCAUGCGGCCAACCAUAGAUCCUCUCUAUAGAGACCGACCCCUCCCUGGCCAGGCGGCUCCAACUCCCUGGCCACAAGCCUUAAGUGAUUCGGUCCGCCAAACUUCACCUAAGCAAUCAACGUGGAAACACAGAACCGGGGGACAAAGCAUUCCUCAGCAUCCAGAACCUGAACGGGCACGUGCCGUGCUGGCUGAGCUUCUCAGAAGCGUUAUCACACUCGAAGACAUCUUAUAUGGGGAUCCGGACUAA
Messenger RNA from Eimeria maxima, 1794 nucleotides. RefSeq lists its product as hypothetical. The transcript has a single exon. Lineage: Eukaryota; Apicomplexa; Conoidasida; Eucoccidiorida; Eimeriidae. The record is from RefSeq and is a predicted model, not a curated record. The coding region runs from base 1 to 1794 and encodes 597 amino acids.